Messenger RNA from Acanthosepion pharaonis, 726 nucleotides. The record is from the annotation of a GenBank genome assembly. Lineage: Eukaryota; Metazoa; Mollusca; Cephalopoda; Sepiida; Sepiidae.
AUGGCCCAACUGAAGUAUACACCACCCAGGCAAUCAUCACCACCAACUAUCCACGUUCCACAACAGCUUCAGGACUGCGAGUUCAUUUUUGUCCGAAAUGACGCGGUAAAGAAACCACUAACACCAACAUACCAGGGUCCAUUCAAAGUCUUAAAACGCUCUGAGAAGCAUCUCACCAUUGAUCGAGGAAGCCGGACGGACACUAUGUCCAUCGACAGAGUCAAACCAGCUUUUCUGGAAAAAUCUCCACGGGAGGCAGAACCCGUCUCAACACACCCAGAAACCUCACCUGCCUCAACAACCACGCAAUCGCAACCAUCACCACCGAGGGCUAACUUCCGAAAGUCAUUCGAUCACCACUCUUCGAGGCUCCACUCACUUCACUCUUCGCUACUGCCUUCCCUCUGUGACGCCAGCUCACUCCUGCAGCUUCCAGCUCUCUCCUGCAGCUUCCAGCACUCCUGCAGUAUCCAGCUCACUCCUGCAGCUUGCAGCAUCCAGCUCACUCCUGCAGCUUCCAGCACUCCUGCAGCAUCCAGCUCGCCCCAACAGCUUCCAGCGGCAUCCAGCUCACCCCUGCGGCGCUCUACUGACGUCCCGCUACCUAUUCCAGCACCCGCUGACGACCUAAUCCAGUGCCCACUGACGUCCAGCGCCCGUUAUCGUCCGGACACCUUUCCCGAACAAACGACCUCUGUCGUCUUACCAUCCACCGUUCGCAAAUAA